GAUGAUUACAGAAUCGAACGUACGAAACGAAACAAAACUUGCUGCGGCGGCGAUCGGAAAUUCGAAAUGGAAGACGGAGAAGCAGUGGAGGCUGCAGCGGCGGAGCUCGAGAGACUCCAAAUUGAAAUCCUCCAUAGAAUCUCCGUUAUCGAGAGCACUUUUCUCCCACAGAAUUCCUCGGCGGCUCCGUCGUCUUCUCUACCAGUUGAUGAAAACGAAACUGUGGCUCGCCUCUCCACCAUUCUCCGGUCCGGCGGCGUUAACGAUUUCUGCUUCAAGAGAGUUGCUCCCGAUUACUAUGACUGGCCUCUCGAAUCCCGCCGCAACGUUCUCGGCGCUUCCUCAGUCGACCAUCUCUGCAAGAGCAUUGUUCUGGUUAAUACUCAAGCUUCAUCAAAUAUUUUGGAUUGCAGUGAUCGCAACAACUCAAAAUACUAUGUGGUUGUGGUUCAGUAUACUGCUAGAUUCAAUGCUGAAGCAGUAAAGCAGUUUCUUUAUUCACUAAACGAGGGCAAGAUCCCAAAGAAGAGAUUUAAUCUGAGACUUGCUCCUGAGGAGACUUCGAUUAAAUUGACAGGGUUUGAGCACAAUGCCGUAACCUGUAUUGGUAUGAAGACAAACAUACCGGUGAUAUUGGAUGAGGCCAUAACCAAACUUAAACCAGACUUCUUCUGGUUGGGUGGUGGAGAAAUCGAUCUGAAGCUCGGUGUCAGAACAUCUGAAUUCCUUGAAUUUGUGAAACCAUUCAUCGUUCCUUGCAGCUGAAAUCAGGAAUAUUUAUAACACUAUUUUUUCUCUCCCUGUUAUCAAAUGUUAGGCUUAGCUUAAGAUUUUAGCUUUAGUGAGGGUUUGUACCUCUCACACACAUUGGUAUUCUUUGUAAUUGAUACCUUUGUUACGUGCUACUUGGAGCUAAAAUGGCGGUAAAGAGAUCUAUUAGAGUCUACAUAUCCUGGUUAUGCUAGAUUGGUAAUUGUUGUUGGUUUAGCUUCAACUCGGUUUAGUUGCUGUAUUUAAGAUCUCUUGUACCGUUCAUUCAAAAGCUUAAUGAAGGAUUUUCACAAUU
Arabidopsis arenosa is the source of this 1066-nucleotide messenger RNA. The record is from the annotation of a GenBank genome assembly. NCBI's taxonomy places the organism in Eukaryota, Viridiplantae, Streptophyta, Magnoliopsida, Brassicales, Brassicaceae.